CAUUUUCUCAUUUUCCGGUUCGAAACCCACCCUUUGGGGUUUUGCGACGACACUACCCACUUCCAAUUUCAUUUCAAGGCCACGGUAAUUUAACCCUUGAUUUCUCAUGGCAAAACGAAACUGCAUCGUUGUUCUCUCAUCGGACGAUGAAGAUGAUGCUUCCAACUCCAACACUCCUUCACUGCGUUCCACCCGCAGCUGCACAAAGCCCAAACCGAGGUCAACAACCUCCCGAGGUCACAAGAGGGCCCGAGUUUCCCGUUCUGGACCUCACUUCUCUAAGGUUCACGAGAUCAACUUAUUUGAUGAUGACUUCAGUCAAGUGUUUACUGGGUCAAAGGUAUCUGCUGGUACUCAAAGGAGCAACGCAGAGGAGCUGUGGGUUAAUAAAUACGAGCCCCAUUCACUGGAAGAGCUGGCUGUCCACAAGAAAAAGGUGGAAGAAGUUAAGACAUGGUUCGAGGAAAGGUUGAAACCUUCAAAGGGUCUCAACAGAAAUAAUGUUCUUGUCGUCAGUGGGCAGGCAGGAGUUGGAAAAUCUGCUACUAUACAUGUAAUCGCAGCUCAUCUGGGAGCAGUAGUAUGUGGAUGGAACACGCCUACACCUGUAAUUUGGCAAGAACAUCUGUAUAACACUGGCACAGGGACACGGUACACAUCCAAGUUGGAUGAGUUUGAAACUUUUGUUGAUAGAGUACGAAAAUAUGGAUUAAUGCCAACUUCCUUUGAUGUGGAGUCAAAGCCUUCCACCAUACUUUUAAUAGAUGAUCUUCCCAUGACAAAUGGGAAAACUGCCUUUGAAAGACUUAAAUAUUGCUUGCACCUUUUGGUGCACUCAACUCAAAUACCCACAGCAAUUUUGGUCACAGAUUAUGGCAAUGUUGAUUCAGCAGACUGUAAUGCACGGUGCAUGGAAGAACUUAAGCUAUCUCUAGAGAGUUCCGGGGCUUGUAAGGUUGCGUUCAAUCCAAUUACAACGAAUUCGAUUAAGAAGAUACUCUUUAGAAUAUGUCAAAUGGAGCACUGCGAUGUGAGUGCUGAUGAUGUUGAUCUAAUAGCAAAAGCAAGUGGAGGUGACAUCAGACAUGCAAUUACUUCCUUACAGUUUUUCUGUCUGAAACCGAAUCAAGUACAUUCUUUGUCUCUAUCUACUCGCGCUCCCCGUGCCUCAAAAGAGUCUAGAAAUAAACCUGUGGAAUUAGAUGAUAUGUAUCCCUUGCACUUUGGCAGGGAUGAGACACUUUCUUUAUUUCAUGCCUUGGGGAAAUUUUUGCACAAUAAAAGGGAGACUGGAGUUGCAAUAGACUUUGACCAAGAUGACUUUCUUAUACGAGAGAAUUUUUCAAGAUUACCAUUGAAAAUGGAUGUCCCAGAGAAGAUUCUCUGUCAAGCCCAUGCGCAACCUGGUCCAGUUGCUGAGUUUCUGCAUGAAAAUGUUCUGGAUUUUUUGAAUGAUGAAGCCAUAGAUGAUGCGUGGGUUUUGUCUUCAUAUCUAGGGGAUGCUGACAUUCUUCUUGCCAAACUUCGGGGAACGUUAUCUAGUAAUAGUGAGGCAGAGAGUGUUUUACAAUCAGCUGCUGCAUCCAUAGCUGUUCGUGGGGUACUAUUUGGAAAUUCUCAUCCACUUUCCUCCAGGUGGCAUGCAAUUCGUCGACCGAAGCUCUGGCAUGUCGAGAAAGCAUCAAGAUACAACAAAAAUGAAAUGCUUAGGCAGAGAAUCCCUGCUUAUCAACGGCUUAGUUCUUAUCAUAUGUCAAUUAUGGCCACAGAGUUUAUGCCUAUGUAUAAAUUGCUUGGAAAUAGGGCAUGUGGUGAAUAUGACGAACUACAUCAGGAAUCAGUAGAGAACUUGGAUAUGGAAGAUUUUGAACUUGACAAAAUGAGCCUAGAUGACCCAGCUAUGGCGAUAUCCGAAGAUGACAUAGAAGAUUGGUAGGUUUGCAACAUGUAAUGAGAUGAGGCUGUUCAGCUUGCGGUCCUUCCUUUAAUGCAUAUAAUUAGAUACCUCUGCUUUUUGUCUCCGUUGUUGAUUUAGGCUGAAGCUUUUCUUAGGUUGGCAAGUUUGUUUUGGGACACAAUUGCUUUUAAUGAGAAUGUGCUGGUGUAAAUAUCAAUCACUUAACUUUUUUUGUAUGAAAGUAACUAAGGUAAUAUUUAGCACAUUGAUAUAGAACAGAAUAGACAGUAGACAGUUUGAUUUA
Messenger RNA from Lotus japonicus, 2201 nucleotides. RefSeq names its product cell cycle checkpoint protein RAD17. Gene Ontology annotation, molecular function: chromatin binding. Lineage: Eukaryota; Viridiplantae; Streptophyta; Magnoliopsida; Fabales; Fabaceae. The record is from RefSeq and is a predicted model, not a curated record. Bases 107 to 1936 code for a protein of 609 amino acids. The transcript is spliced from 12 exons. Gene Ontology annotation, biological process: DNA repair; DNA damage checkpoint signaling; mitotic DNA replication checkpoint signaling.